AUGAAAAACAUGUUGAAGGGGUUGGAAGACGAAAAGUACUCCGAGGUGUCAGAUGCCUCGGGCGAAGACAGUUUUGGGGACAUUGAAACGACCAAUGGCGACUACUCCACAUCCCAUCUUCAUUCCAACGGCGCCGAAGAGUCUCGAGAUGAAGUCCGAGAGGUCCACAAGGUCUCUCGCAAGGAUACGCGUCGUGUGCAAAUGUGGCGUCUUGCGACUUUGCUUGCCCUUGUCAUUACUGGAGUUGCUGUGACCGUGUCUACCUACGAUCACCUGAAGAAAGCCGAGCAGAAGAACUUUGCGACUGCAUUUGAGCAGUUCGCACGAGCUCUUGGCGAUGCCGAGGUGGACCACCAGCGUACCAUGCGCCGUGCCUACAGGACGUUGGCUGGUGCCAUCAGUUCCUCAGCUAAAGCUGCCAAUGCGACCUGGCCCUUCUAUGUCCUUCCUCGCUUUGAGCAGUAUGGACACAACGUGUUGUCCAUAGCAAAGACGGAGCUCAUCAUUAUCAUGAACCACGUCAAGGAUGAGGAGCGAAGCCUUUGGGAGGAAUGGAUGGAAGCACGGUAUGAGAAGGAUAUCACAGAGAGUUAUGAAAUCGAGAGCUUCCGCAAGGGCCCUCAGGUUUACGACAGCUUCACUCCAAAAGGAUACUCGAGAUCUGUUCGGGCCAGAUUGCCCAAUGGAACCAUGGUGACGGAUAAGCAGCGUGAUGACUAUUGGUGCACCGUGAACUUCUCCCCUCCACCCAUGAGCUACAGGCCCGUCAACUAUAACAUGUAUCCGUCUGGAAACCCAGGUGAAAUCAACACGAUUCGCUCUGCCGAGAAAAUUCCAAACGAAUUCGUGUUGGGAACCUUCAGGCUCACUAAAGGUGAUGGUUUGGUGUACACCAAGGAAGAACAUGAAGCAAAGCACAGCCACCUACCAGGAUCCUCUGUGUUGCAUCCUCAUACGAGUUUUGCAUUGACUUAUCAUGCGGACCCGGAUGAUCCGACCUCAGAAGCUGUUGGUUUUGUGUACGGCUUGUUUGCUUGGGACGCUGCCAUGCAAAACUUGCUUCCCGACAAUGUCCGCGGUAUCUUUGCAGUUCUUCGCAACACAUGCGGGCAAGUGGAGACGUACCGUGUGGAUGGAUCUCAAGCCUGGUACCUGGGGGAAGGAGACCACUCGGAAGAGAAGUUCAGAGACUACAAACGUCAUUACGACCUCACUGUUGACUACAUCAACCCAGACUUUCCCAAAUUCAGCAACCAUUGCAUGUACUCCAUGGACGUCCACCCAAGCCACGAAUUUGAAGCAGCGUACAACACAUUAACCCCAGAAAUCUUUGCCAUCAUCAUUGCUUCCACUUUCCUUGCUGUGAUUGCUAUCUUCUUCUUGUAUGAUUGGAACGUUCGCACGAGGAACGAGAAUCUCGUCAUGAGGGCUGCUCAGUCCAAUGCGAUUGUGGCAAACUUAUUCCCAGGCCAAAUCAGAGACCGGCUCAUUGGGGAGAAUGCGAAUUCCGACAUUCUCAGGAACAGGGGCAGUCUCAAGACGUUCAUGAAGGAUGGAGUCCACGGUGGCCAGGCCAGUAAUGCCGAUCCAACGACCAAACCCUUGGCAGAUUUCUUCCCGGAAACCUCUGUCAUUUUCGCUGACAUUGUUGGCUUCACAGCUUGGAGUUCUACUCGGGAACCACCCCAGGUCUUUCUUCUGCUCGAGAGCCUGUACCAAAGUUUCGAUACGAUUAGCAAAAGGAGGCGCAUUUUCAAGGUUGAGACUGUGGGAGAUUGCUACGUUGCCGCAAGCGGAAUGCCGGAUCAACGAAAAGAUCACGCAGUUGCGAUCUGUCGUUUCGCCCGCGACAUCCAGCGCCGGACCCUGUCCUUGGUGAAAACCUUGGAAAAAUCGCUAGGCCCAGACACUGCAGACCUAGACAUUCGUAUUGGCAUUCACUCCGGGCCUGUGACUGCUGGUGUGCUUCGAGGAGAACGAGCAAGAUUCCAGCUUUUUGGAGAUACUAUGAACACUGCGGCACGUAUGGAAUCAACAGGGGCCGCGGGAAGGAUUCAUUUGUCAUCUGCGACAGCGCAGUGCUUGAAGGAGGCCGGAAAGGAAAACUGGAUUCAAAAGCGCUCGGAGCCCAUCACUGCUAAAGGCAAGGGGACGAUGCAAACUUACUGGUUGGCGGGCAUGUCUCCUGUUGAGCGCACGGGCAAGAAGACGGAGACUGCCAGCAUCAGUGAGGACUUCAGCAAGGGCGGCGAGGACCUAUGGGACUUUCCUACUGAAGACGAAGACACGCAGCGCACAGCUCGACGAGUCGAAUGGUUCGUGGACUCUUUGAUUGGCAUCUUGAAACAGGUCGUCGCCCACCGAAAUGCCAAGCAUGUGGCGGGAACCUACCGACCAUCUUCAUCCGAUGCUGAAGCUGUUGCUAAGUUGGAACGAGCCACUACGGGAGAACGCCACGAUUUUCUUGGAGAGGUUCAGGAAAUCAUCAGCUUGCGUGAGUUUGAUAGAGAAGCUGCAAAGGUGCUACAAGAUCCCAGCAACGUGGUGAUUGAUCCCGUCGUUGUUGAGCAGCUGAGAGACUUUGUCGCUUCCAUUGCGAGCAUGUAUCGUCAAAAUGAGUUUCACAAUUUCGAGCAUGCUAGCCAUGUCACCCAAUCCGUUUUGAAGCUCCUUUCACGUAUCGUCGCUGCCGAGUUAGAUGAUUCCGGUUCCGCCGAUGGAGCCCUUCACGAUCACACGUACGGAAUCACAUCCGAACCCAUGAUGCAGUUUGCCUGCGCCUUUUCGUCAUUGAUCCAUGACGUGGAUCAUACGGGCGUGGGCAACGCACAACUUAUCCACGAGGACACCGCACUUGCUGGCGUCUACAACAACCGAACGGUUGCAGAGCAGAAUUCCUUGGACUUGUCCUGGAAUUUGCUCAUGGAUACUCGGUACAAGGAUCUCCGUGCCACGAUCUACACCAACGAGACAGAGCUCCGUCGCUUCAGGCAACUCGUGGUGAAUUCGGUCAUGGCAACUGAUAUCGCAGAUAAGGGCCUGAAAACUGCUCGCAAUGCUCGCUGGGACAAAGCUUUCAAGAUGGACUUUGAUGAGGCCACCCGAGACGCGGUCAAUAGAAAGGCCACAAUUGUCCUGGAACAUCUGAUCCAAGCUUCAGACGUGUCGCAUACAAUGCAGCAUUGGCAUAUUUAUCGUCGAUGGAACGAACGGUUCUUCCUUGAGAAUUACAAGGCAUGGCGAGAAGGUCGUGUCGAACAGGACCCAAGUGAUGGUUGGUUUAAAGGCGAGAUUGGGUUCUUUGACUUCUACGUGAUCCCAUUAGCCAAGAAGCUCAAAGACUGUGGUGUGUUCGGUGUCUCCUCCGCCGAAUACUUGAACUAUGCCCAGAACAACAGACACGAAUGGGUCGAUCGCGGGGAAGAAGUCACCGCCGAGUUGAGCCAGAAGGCCCGAGAGCUCUAUGGCUACGAGCCGGAGUCUCCUUCUAGUGUAGAGGUUUGA
Seminavis robusta is the source of this 3504-nucleotide messenger RNA. Lineage: Eukaryota; Bacillariophyta; Bacillariophyceae; Naviculales; Naviculaceae. The record is from the annotation of a GenBank genome assembly.